Molecule: messenger RNA, 1663 nt
Organism: Marasmius oreades (fairy-ring Marasmius)
Lineage: Eukaryota; Fungi; Basidiomycota; Agaricomycetes; Agaricales; Marasmiaceae
Exons: 2
Coding region: 592-1578 (328 amino acids)
Biological process (GO): phosphatidylethanolamine biosynthetic process
Cellular component (GO): mitochondrion
Molecular function (GO): phosphatidylserine decarboxylase activity
Source: RefSeq, a predicted model, not a curated record
GUUGAAGCGGUUCCAAAAUCUUCAAGACUCCGAUUUCGGUUCCAGCUCUUCAACCUCAAGUCUGCUCCGUUUAAACCGACCCUUUGACCUUUGUCGAACUUGAACCGGAUAACAUCAUUAGAGUAUUUCAAUUUGCGGUCUUCAUGAAUGGUCACCAAAUCCCUCUCUUACGUUGAUGGGACUUCCAAGGAUGCUGUCGGACAUCUCGAUUCUCCGCCUAAAAUAACCGCCAUCCACAAGUUUAUAAAUCGUAUGAGUCUCGCUCAAAAUCUCAUCGUUCCUCCCGAUACGACAGACGUCUUCACCAUGUCUCAGUGGCAGUUCCGCAGGCGUUGGAUGGAUAAAAAGCUGCGACAACUCGAAUCCAAACCAAAGAUCAAGCCAAACGAAUGGCAUCCUGUCAUUCGAGAAUUCCGCGAGCUCGUCGAGGGAGAUCACAUAUUGUCCAAGUGCUGUAGUCGGAUGUUCGACAAUAGGCCCGACACCCCACCCAAUGAUAAGGACUCACAGAAGUCUCAGGUGAGCAUUCCGCCUUCCUCUCUUUUAGUGUGGUUGAUGCUGAGUAUGGCGUAGGUUCGCGACUACAUCCAUAUGCUUGAACUCCUCAAUUACAUCCUCACUCGGGCGCCAGAAUGGGAGAACAACGAUAUGGGUCAGAUGGGUAUUCUUCCCAUCCUCGCUCUAGUUGAAUGGCCCAUGAACACCCCUGCUGGUCGAGUGGUAUUCUCCGAUUCACGAGUGAACGCUCAGUUGAAGAAAAUUUUCGACGUAUGGGCUGAAUACCUGUCAUCGUCUGAUUCCACCUAUGUGUUAACUGAGGAUGACGGUUGGCUCCGCCCCGGUGCCAUCACAGAGGACUUUGGGCAAACCUUCAUUUGCGAUACCACUCAUCCCCACUUUGGAUUCAAAUCCUGGGACGAUUUCUUCACCAGAAGGCUGAAACCUGGCGUUCGACCGAUCGCCGAGCCCUACGACGACUCAAUAAUCACCAGCGCAUGCGAGUCUUUCGUCGUCACCUUCGCGCACGAUGUCCAAACCAAGGACAAGUUCUGGCUGAAAGGCUGCCCGUACAACCUUCAAACCAUGUUCAACCACGACCCUCUCACACAGUACUUCAUCGGCGGUACAGUCUAUCAAGGCUUUAUCGCCUCGACGAGCUAUCAUAGAUGGCACAGUCCCGUCAACGGUGUCGUCACGAAGAUCGUUCACAUCCCCGGGACUUACUACCUUCAGUCCCCUACGUUAGGAUUCGACACUGAAAACGGCCCGGAUUAUUACACUCCUGAUCACUCGCAAGAGUUUCUUUCGCACUCACAAACUCGGUUGCUCGUGUUCAUAGAGUCGAGUAAUCCUGAAAUCGGGUUGAUGUGCGUGGUGACGAUCGGUAUGGUGGAAGUGUCUACCUGUGAGGUCACGGUUCGAGAGGGUACGAAGGUUAAGAAGGGGGACGAGUUGGGUAUGUUCCAUUUUGGUGGAUCCACACAUUGCUUGGUGUUUCGGCCUCAGACUAAGCUUGCAAUUGGAGUUGAACCGGGGGAGGGGGUGAAGGUUAAUCAGGAAGUAGCGCGGCUUUUGUGAUGCGAUUGAACUUGUUUACAUAGAAUUUUUCUCUUCCUUUCGAGUACUCUAGAGUUCGUUGAUCUACGUUUAGACUUUCCACACG